Messenger RNA from Hyalella azteca, 6116 nucleotides. RefSeq names its product serine-rich adhesin for platelets. The coding region runs from base 133 to 5712 and encodes 1859 amino acids. Gene Ontology annotation, biological process: protein dephosphorylation; negative regulation of MAPK cascade. Gene Ontology annotation, cellular component: cytoplasm. The transcript is spliced from 12 exons. Gene Ontology annotation, molecular function: MAP kinase tyrosine/serine/threonine phosphatase activity; protein tyrosine/threonine phosphatase activity. The record is from RefSeq and is a predicted model, not a curated record. Lineage: Eukaryota; Metazoa; Arthropoda; Malacostraca; Amphipoda; Hyalellidae.
ACUUGUCACCAAGUGUCCCGAUGUUGCAGGUGUUGGUGGUGGACACAAGCGUCACCACUUGUCACCAAGUGUCCCGAUGUUGCAGGUGCUGGUGGUGGACACAAGCGUCACCACUUGUCACCAAGUGUCCCGAUGUUGCAGGUGUUGGUGGUGGACUCUCGCACCUUCUGCGAGUACAACACCAGUCACGUGGUGGGUGCAGUCAACGUCUGGUCGUCCAAGAUAAGAAAGAAGAGACUGCAGCAAAACUCGAUGAGCGUGCGGGACUACGUGGCCAGCGCGUGUGAAGGCCGCGCGUGUGGUCCGUGUGGUCCGUGGGGGGAGGUGGUGGUCUACGACCUCAGCGCCCCCAGCCUCGCCGCGGUGCCCCACGACUCCUUCCUCUACGUCCUCCUGGACAAACUGGCCUCCUCCUACAGACACGUCCAGCUCCUUGUUGGAGGGUUCUUGGGGUUCCAGGCAGCGCAUCCCGACUGCUGCGAGGACGCGGGUCAGAAAUGCUCGCCGCUGACGUCGCUGUCGCAGCCCUGCCUGCCCGUCGCCAACACGGGCCCUACCAGGGUCCUGCCCUUCCUCUACCUGGGGUCCCAGCACGACGCUAACAACAAGCAGAUGUUGCAGGAUCACUGCAUCCUGUACGAGGUGAACGUGAGCAUCUCGUGUCCUAAGCCGGACUUCGUGCAGGACUCGCACUUCCUACGCAUCCCCGUCAACGACAACUUCAGCGAGAAGCUUACGCCUUAUUUCUUCGACGCCUUCAGGUUCAUAGACAAGGUCCGGGAGUCAGGGGGCAGCGUUCUGGUGCACUGCCUGGCUGGCAUCUCCCGCUCUGCUACCGUGGCUAUAGCUUACGUCAUGAAACACCUGCACCUGCCUUAUGAGGAGGCUUACAGGUACGUUAAGAAUCGCCGACCCACAAUAUCCCCCAACAUCAACUUCGUCGGGCAGCUGCUGGAGCUGGACCGAGUUUUGCGGACGGACGGCGCACUCUGUGACCCGUCAUCCGCACCUGCGUCGUUCCGACAACCCUGCGGUAACAUGACCGCAUCACCUUACGGCUCCACCAUCACCAACAUCACCAACCCAGCGUCUUCUUAUACUUCUCUUAGCCUUGACUACGCCAUUAAUAACAAAAACUACAAUAACAGAUCUUCGACGGGAGGUGUUCUGAGUGACGUCACGUCUUCGUCAUCGUGUUAUUUGGUGCCCACGGCUGGCAGUGCCCUGCAGAGGAGCGAUAAAUGCGCUAAUGUUGUAGGAGCGAGCGACUCCUGGCAGUCCUUCAACAGGUCUGUUGUGAAGUCUUGCAGUCGUACGACCAGCGACUUGCAUGUAGAAAAUAGCAACUACUCGGUGGUGUCUUCCGUUGGCUGUAAAUUUGGCGGUGGAAGCACCAGUAAUGUUUCCCGGACGCUUAUCACUCAAGAUGAAGGCCCUUCGAAGGCUGCGCGCUUGACGCCCUCCGGCGCAGCCCUUGGUGUUCUGCCGCGGUGCCCCUCCGACUCCGCGGCUUGUAAAGCCCUUCGGGAUGAGGCGAGACUCGCAUGCUUGGGGUGCCCCAAAGGAGCGGUUCACUCUGGCAUUACGCGAUCUUUGAGCCUUAACUUAAAGAGCACGCUUGAGGCCGUGCCUGGUUCCCCAGGCUCCACCCCUCAGUCCCCAGAAUAUCCCGUUGCGACUAACAUCCAUCUUAGUUCAUCCCAGUCGACGCCACUCCCCAUCCUCACCCCUGAGUCUGGGGAGCGUGCCACUCACCUCUACUCCCCGUCGUCCCUUUCCUCCUCUCUUAGCUCCCCAAUGUCGGGUGUGGCUACUCCAGUGAUUGGGCCAUCUAGACUCACUUUCAACACCAUGGGCGCUAAUAUAAGUCCGAGGAGUUCAUUUUCAUGUUCAGAUCCAACAGGGACAGGACAAAGUCUUAGAUCUCCUACAAUAAUCAAAGUGCAAAAGAGUCCAACCAUCAUGGAGAACAUUUUCGACCGUCAAUACUCUGCCAUGAAUGCGCGUAAUGAGAACCUCAACAGCCAGAAGAACAUCAAGAACAGUCAGAAGAACUUGUAUAGUAGCACAGCCACGAUCAGCGUAGCUGGAUCUGAUGCUACGGAUGACAGCUGCCGUCCUCGGUCAGUGUGCAUUAUAGAGGUGAACGCUAACCCUCCCGUCACCUACGUAGAAAACUGCUCCACUGAACCCAUGAUCGUCAGGGAAACUGAAGUAAUGGCAACACCUUCAUCUAUGGCCGAGCUUAUAAGCUUUAGGAAUGCUACGGCAGUUGAAUGUUCUAAUAAUGCUUCCAAUAAUAAUAAUGUAUAUGCUAAUAUGAGUUGUACUUCUGAACCGCUUAAUACCGACACAUGUGCGACAAAUAAUCUUAAUUGCGCGGCUACAAAUAAAAGUUCCUCAUCUUCUAGUUCCUCUAAUCUGGUGCAGCGUUGUCAGGGAAUGCCUUCCUUGGACGAUAACGACAGCCGAUCAAGCGUCGUACGCCACACUUUAGUUCCUAUCCGAGCGUCGUCUAGUUUUGGCAGCAUCAUAGACCGACCAAAGGUCCUGGAACUCUGCACUCCAAUGUUCACACGACGACCGGGUGCUGGGGGUGGCCCGGGGGAUGGUGGUAUGAUCAUGGGUGACUGCACCUGGCAAAAUCGCUCAUCCAGCGACCUGGAACCGAGUGAUCCUUCCACUGCACCACGCCCAGAGCCUCCUGCAUUGCCCUGUAGCAACGAUAUGCCCGGUGACAGUAACAACAACAACAACAACACCGAAACUUUCGCGGACCAAGAAGCUGUAGUCGAGUCCAAUGCCGAGACGAUGUCCGUGACUGGGUCUUCGGAGGACACAGCCAGUGAGUUUGGUGCCGUGCAGAGCGACUCGGGUGUUAGCUUCGAGACGGACCUCUACCCUGGGGGGACGUCUCGAGCCAUACCUCGCUGCUAUUCGUCCAGCGAGACGCACCUCAACACGAGACGUCUCUUGGAGGCGCAUGGAGACUACGCGACGCGUAAGUCCUGCAGCAACGACGAGGUCCCUAGGACUUGGUCCCUGCACAGACCCCUCACGACCGCCGGCAGCAACCCUCUGUCUGUCAGAGACGAUACUUCAGACGACCAGAUGCAUGGUGUUGCCAACCAGUGGCACUACCCCGGCGAGCUGGUGCGCUGCGACAGCUGGUCCACCAGCGGCCUGGGGUCGGAGCUCUCGGACUGGGAGAGCCUUCAGGAGGACGUCAACUCGACGCACUGCGACGACGCACUCGGGCCAUUCGACGCAGUUUUUUCCGACGUUUUUCCAGGGGAAAAAACAGACUCGCUGAGCUCGGCCAGCCAACUUUACAUGCGAGUUUUCCCUGCCAGACUUUUUGAGGACGGGGCAGUGAGAUCGCCUUCUGCAGAAGAGCGUCUCGGGGACGACAAAGCCGCGUGUCCGGUCUCAGGUCCCGGUGGAGACCGAAGACCGCGGCAUCACUCGUUCAAAGAGCAGCGCGGUGUCCGGCCCCAGCAACAGAUCCUUCUUGGGCCCGGAAAACUGAUCCCCUUGGCCCGCCCUGCAAGCUUGCCUGGAGUCAUGGGCUCUUACCUUGCCCAGACUCGCAGCGAUGACGACGAUGGUGUGGAGCUGAGGUCUGUCAGUGGCAGAGGCCGCGGCAUUCAGCGGUCCUGCGGGUCCCGGGACAGCGGCACCAGCGGCUGCGGCUUGAGAGGCAGCGGCACGCCCUCUGAGUCUGCCACUGGAGUUCAGCGGAAUGACUCGGGGUAUUAUUCUGUGGGAGACCCGCCUGCCUCCACUAGGGGAGACCCUGCCUGUAGUGCUGGUCCUGGCAUGUGCUGCGAGGCUGAGGUUGACAGCUGCCUCGGCAAGCCUCAAGGCCCGAAGACGCGUCAACAGCCUCCCAACAAGUUGAUGCUCAAUCCUCUUCAGCCUCCUCUUCCAAAACCCGUCCCCUUCCGCCCUCCUCGGUCCACAGGUCCUUCCUCUUUGUCAUCACCCACGAAGACAGCGUCUUCUUCUCCUAAAGCUGCUCCAAGACGGACAUCUCCUACGAAAUCCCCGUCGCCGCAGAAAACCUCUUCCCCAACCAAGUUGCCCCAUCAGCUUCCCCCUUCGUCCCCAACACGCAAGUCAUCCUGUUCCCCUCCUAAGACUCCGGCGUCCCCACAACCUCGCAUUUUUGGGGCUUCAACCUUCUACCUGCCAGGGGACUUCAAAGAAUCUCCUCCGUAUCUCUCUCCUGACAAGGUUUCCUCAUUGAGUCCUUCGGUCCUGAGCAAAACAAACGUGCGUCCCGGGGCGUUGCUCUGCAAGAACCACGACAUCAGCAACACCAUAACCUCCUUCAAUAACAACAGCAAUAGCUGUGACGGCAACAAUAUGAUAAACGAAAUAAAGAGCAAUGUUUUUGUUUCUAGGGUGGCUGUUCCUGAGCGCCGUGUUGGCAAACCCAAGACAAUCUUAACAUCCAGGUCCGCUCCAGCUUUUAGUGCGGCCAAAUUGGGUCCACGGAACUGUCUGGGAUCAUUGUCGGGCCGGUCCCCCAAGUCCCUUAGUCCCGUCUUAAGCUGCUCAGUGUCUCCAGAUACUGGGUCCCCUCUACGAGACUCGGACUCUCGGUCAGGAGAGACGACAAUCCCCGAGAACUCGUCAAGUUCCAGUAGCAGGGAGACAUCAGUCGAGUCUGAAGCUUCCAUUGUACAAACUCGAAACUUUGCUGAGGAUUCAAUUUCUGGACAUGCCUGGUCGUCUAUACCUGCAUUAGACCCUGCCAAGGGUCCUGAAUACUCCGUAAAACAUUCAUUUGCCAACUCUACAUCUUCAGACACUAUAGUCACUGCCGAAACUUCCUCUACAGCGCCCAAAAAUACAGAAAGUGAAAGAUCUUCUCCUGAAGAAGACCGCUUGAGCUCGUCCAAGAAGAGUCGAGGGUCCGAGGAGCAGAAGACCAAAGAGAAGAGGAGAAGUUGUGAACUUGAUUCUUCUUCGUCGUGUGAAGAGCAGAACAAGAAACCUGUUAGCCUCAGGAGCGGAGUUCGGCUGGCGCAGGAGCUGCUGCAGAGCAUGGAGAGCAUCGUGACCAGCGAGCUCAGCGAAAUAAGACGCUGCACCGCCGAGCUCUCCUCCAGGUACGGUCUCAAGACCCGACCCCGGGACCUCGUCUCCCGGACCUCUGGUCCCACCACGAGUUCCUCUGGUCCCACCAUGAGUUCCUCUGGUCCCACCAUGGGUUCCUCUGGUCCCACGAGUUCCUCAUACGCGCGUAAAGUGAAGAACAUGUCCCAGUUCUACGUGGUAGCUGCUGGUCCCGCUCCUGAAGAAGAGAUGGGUCCGGCCGCGCGGUGUCGCAGCGAGCCGCCCUAUGGCACGGAGGAAGGACUCUACAGGGCACAGUCCUGCCCAGGGCUGCCCCAACCUCUCGUGGAGACCAGGGGGGAGGACCAGGAGGGUCUGGGGGAGCUUAGACCCACUGGUCCCCCGCUAUCUUCAAUCAUGCGUGCACGCCGACACCUGCCCAGCAAGGAGAAACUUCUGAACAGGUACUCAUGCGGUGCCCUUGAUGCCUCCAAGCCGCCCUCGGCGCCCUUCUCAGCGGACGUGGCGUUCGAGUCGUGCCCCGACCUGGGCACCCUGCGGCCCUCCCGCCCCUGCACCAGCGGCUCCUCAAGCUCCUCCGUCUCCUCCUCCCGCUCCUCUUUCUCACGUCUCCUCCCCGUCUCUUAGUCCCCGUCUCCUCCCCGUCUUUUAGUCGCCGUCUCCUCCCCGUCUCCUCCCCGUCUCUUAGUCGCCGUCUCCUCCCCGUCUCUUAGUCCCCGUCUCUUCCUCGUCUCUUAGUCGCCUCUCACUUCUUUGUGUUAAGAGUUUCUAAUCUUAACACAAAGAUCUUAAGAUAUCCUCAGGCAACAAGCACACAAAGUUCGUCUAGGGAGCUGCAAGCACCACCUUUGACGGUGACCAAGCGCCGCCCAGCAGCGGCACCGAGACAUGAACUGGGCUUCCCGAGGCUCGAACCCACGACUCGCUCCCAACCCAUCACCCCACUUCUCCCUUCCCUUACCCUUCAGCAGAGGUGGGCAAUAGCGCGCUACAUGUAGCGGCCGCUACCUGAAGGCCGCUACAUUUUCAGU